Molecule: messenger RNA, 1119 nt
Organism: Closterium sp. NIES-67
Lineage: Eukaryota; Viridiplantae; Streptophyta; Zygnematophyceae; Desmidiales; Closteriaceae
Source: the annotation of a GenBank genome assembly
AUCCCUCAUGGAUUCUUCUUCUCGAAGUUCUCAGCAGCGUUUUCUUCGAAGGCCUAGUAGCGAAUUACUUUCCGUCUCCUGCACUCUGUACUUGUGCGAACGCGACUUCCUGCUCCAUAGGUACGUUCUGAGAAGCAGUGAAUGUAGACCCACGACUCUCACGCGCCAAGGCUUCGGCUCUGUGUGGGCUCUGGGCCGCUCUACUGCCGCAUACGUGGGCCCCUCUCCUCGAGAAUUAGAGUCCAGGUUCUGCACCUCUCUCAAUCCCGUGUGGGUCUCUAACGUUUGAGGGCCUCCGGGACGCAGCACAGGCUGUUCCAGGUUCUGUGGAGUCAAUCCCGUACAGGCCUCCGACGUUUGCGGGGCUCCGGACUCAACAAACACGGUACCAAUUGGUUGAUGUUGACGCUGAUUCUUGUUGGCACCAUGUUUCCCCUCUCCCCAUGGCUGUGUAGCUUCAUUUAUCAUUCACAACCCGUAAUAACCUCUGCCCAUUGCUGUAACUCGGCAACCCCACCACCAGGCAGGCCCGCACCAACCUUAUCCCUAUCACUGCCGUCUCAUCCAUCCUUGCUUGAUCCGCCCAUGGUUUCUCCGCUGGCUGUUUAUGCUCCAUGACCGUCAUGCACCCAUUGAUUGUGCGUUCGUCUUUUGCAUUUUUCCCAAUACCUUUCCACCAACCUGGCUGUCCGCUUAUUAUGGACCAGCACAUUAGUACUGUUACCCACCAUUUUCAAGCCCGUCACCCUGCAGAGAAUCGUGAUGGCGCGCCGUUGCCUUCCUCGGUCCAGCACCAUGGCAAAUGCUCCACCUGUCACCAGCUCCGAACCACUGCCCCCCUUGGAAUCUGUGGACGAUUCGUGGUGGCAUUCAUCUGAACUUAGCCGACUUCCUGUUCCUAUGCCGCCACAAUCCCCCCUUGCUGGGUGGCCAUUGGUUAUUACCCUUGCAAAUGUUCCUAUUUAUCCAAACCUAGUACACCAUGCGGUGCAGGUCCCAGCUAACUCUGCACCCUCAAAUUAUACGGCUUAUGUCCUCGUCGACCUGGAGCCUUUGCCCCAUGAUGCAGCAUGAUGUACUGUUGUCUCCAUUUGUGGCUAAUAAAAUCACAUGCUGUCC